UCGGAAGCAAAUGAGAGACAAACUUCAAUUCCUCCUUUCGCUACUUUCAUGCCCAAUGCAAUAAUCCCUUCUUCAUCAGCUUCCCCAAGUUCCCAAAUUCUCUCAAGCUCUUAACAAUGGCGACAGAGCUCAACCCCAAGAAUUUCCCUGUUCUCUCUUACGUCUUGGAUCGUCUCCCUUCCUUCACCGCCAGAUCCUCUUCCGAUGGCGAUCGACCACCGUCAGCUUCCUCCACCAAAUCCGAUCCAUCUUCAUCUUCAAACCACUCGAUCGAGAUCGUGUCGCAGAUGCCUCACUUGGCCCAUCCCGAUGUCCUCGCCUCCAUGACCAACGCAAUCGCCGACGUCGCUCAGACCCGAUCCGUUCUUCGAACCCUAGGACCCAGACCCGAUCACGAGACCGUCGACAAAGCCCGUUCCAGGCUCUCCGAGAUCGACGCUUCGUUAUCGGAAUCGUUCGAGGAGAUCGCUCUCUCUCCGAACGACAUCGACGUGGCGGAGAAAGAGCAGAAGAGGAGGGAAGCUGUGGAUCAAGAGAAGACUUGGUAUAACUCGAUCCUCAAGCUUAACGAGCUUCACGAAUCGUACGAGAAGCUUUUGAAAGAAGCAGAGGAGAGGCUCGUGAGGAUCUACGAGUCCGCCGAGAAGAACGCGGCGGCUGUGGCGGAGGAUGAAGCUAAGGAGGUUGAAGUCAAUGAAGAGGUUGUGAGUAUAUUGCAGCAAGCUUCCGCGAAUCCAAUUGAUCGUGUUGAUUUGUCUGGUCGGAAACUCAAAUUACUACCUGAAGCUUUUGGUCGGAUUCAAGGUCUCCUUGUCCUUAACCUCUACAACAAUCAGCUCGAGGCCAUUCCUGAUUCGAUUGCUGGAUUGCACAGCCUUCUUGAACUUGAUUUGUCCACGAAUUUUCUGGAGACAUUACCGGAUUCCAUUGGUUUAUUGUCCAAACUAAAGAUAUUGAAUGUCUCUUGUAACAAACUCACAGCUUUACCAGAUUCCAUCUGCCAUUGUGGAUCAUUGAUUGUCUUGGAUGCGAGCUACAACAAUCUCACCUACUUACCAACCAACAUAGGAUUCGAGCUAGUGAAUCUAGAGAAGCUCUUGAUCCAUCUUAACAAAAUCAGAUCCUUACCAACUUCCAUUGGCGAAAUGAGAUCCUUACGCUACCUCGACGCACACUUCAACGAACUCAACGGUCUCCCAAAUUCUUUUGGGUUGCUCACAAACCUCGAGUACCUUAACCUGAGCAGUAACUUCAGCGAUCUCCAAGAUCUCCCUGCUUCAUUCGGCGAUCUCAUAAGCCUACAAGAACUCGACUUGAGCAACAACCAGAUCCAUUCUCUUCCAGACGCUUUUGGCACGCUCGUGAACCUAUCCAAAUUGAAUUUGGAUCAGAACCCGCUUGUGGUGCCUCCCGAGGAAGUCGUGAAACAAGGCGUGGAUGCGGUUAAGAUGUAUAUGGGUAAGAGGUGGGUCAGUAUGUUAGAAGAGGAAGAGAAGAUGGCUAACAUGAAGGAUGAGAUGGAUCAGACAAACACCGAUUGGCUCACUCGAACCACCUCGAAGCUGAAAACAUAUGUGACCGAGGUCUCGGAGUAUCUUGGCUCAAAUUCACCAAAAGAUCCUUUCCUUGACCAGCAGCUAUGAACUGAGAAUAUUAGCUUCAUUUACCAUUUUUUCUGAUGAUGUCUGAAGAAUCAGUAUCCAAAGAAAUCAUCCCAUCAGUUUUGAGUUUUCUUUCCGAUGCUGCUCUGUUUCGGUAUAUAGAUUUUUGAUCUUCAUUUGUUUCUGAAUUUUGUUUUAAUAAAAUUUUAUUGGUAUCUUUCUCAUAACAUUUAAUUUGUGGUUGUAAUGUAAUCAUCUACUUUUCUACUUUGUAGAUUCUA
Eutrema salsugineum is the source of this 1882-nucleotide messenger RNA. Its product is annotated as plant intracellular Ras-group-related LRR protein 1. The record is from RefSeq and is a predicted model, not a curated record. Gene Ontology annotation, molecular function: protein binding. Bases 117 to 1643 code for a protein of 508 amino acids. NCBI's taxonomy places the organism in Eukaryota, Viridiplantae, Streptophyta, Magnoliopsida, Brassicales, Brassicaceae. The transcript has 3 exons.